Drosophila erecta is the source of this 958-nucleotide messenger RNA. RefSeq lists its product as uncharacterized. The coding region runs from base 106 to 846 and encodes 246 amino acids. Gene Ontology annotation, molecular function: DNA binding. The transcript is spliced from 2 exons. The record is from RefSeq and is a predicted model, not a curated record. NCBI's taxonomy places the organism in Eukaryota, Metazoa, Arthropoda, Insecta, Diptera, Drosophilidae.
CGCUGGAGCGGAGCGAGAAUGUGAGUUAGUAACCGGCAGCCGUAACUCGAGUACGGUGCACCCCAGAACCGAAAGCUGAACCGCAGUUAGCCGUAGUCCGGAACAAUGUCUAAAAAGUACCCGAACCCGGUGUCCAAGCACUUCAUCUAUAGCGAAAGGACGCGGAAAAGUACCUGCAAAAUGUGCCACUUCGACAUGGCAGGUCGCCACUCCGAGAAUCUGAUGCGGCACCUGAAGCGCAAGCAUGAGGAUGCCUACGAGAGUGUGCUCGACGAGAAACGAGUAAUCCGUGCAGCACUUGCCCAGCAGCAGGCCAACAAAGACGCAGUCAUUUCGAACAAGAAAGUACUAGCCUCUAAGUGGCAAUAUCCAUCGACACGAAAGAAGACUUCAAUUUCCAAGGAUAAUGCCAUGGAAACCAUGGUGAUGAUGAACGAUGAAGAGAACAACGCCACAGACAGUCAGUUCGAGAACGUCUUUAUUGGAAAAUCGGAGAUACCAGAUGAGGAGUAUCAGUGGACAAACUCCGCGGCCAUGGAGCUGGAGGCACUCAAGGUAUCUCUGGCUAAGACUACGACCACUACCGAGUCCAGCGCCAGUGUGGCACCCACAUCCACCACUUCUCGUGCCAAGUCUCCAGCUCGAGGGCCAUCUGUUGGUGCUCCAAAUUCUUCCGGGGACGAGGACUACUUCCUCCGCUAUCUCGGCAACAAAUUAAGCAAAUACUCCGCCCGCACAAGGAACACCGUCCAGUUUCACAUUAAUCGCAUUCUGUACAAGGCGGACAUGGGCCGCUUUGAAGAAACAGAUUCCAGGACUGGCGAAGUCGACUACGACUCCCCGUAGUGCUGAAUUAAAAGCGCCUGUGCUGUGUACAUAUGUUAUUUAACGCUUAGGUGUAAAUAAAUUAUCUCCCGAGUUGUCAAACACCUAUAAAGAAACCAACCAACUUUAGGGG